AAUAACCGCGCGCUCACGGCUUCUUACGGUGGCCGCUGCGUCUGCGUACGGGGAGCUGGUUGUCGCUGCGGCCGCCUGGAAUUGUGGGGGUUGUGUCUGCCCCUCGGCUGCCGGGCUGGAAGCCGAAGAAGACAGCCUCUCCUUACCCACAGAGCUUGCUGGAGCUGCAUUCCCACUCUGGAUAGGAAGGUGGUGGUGAAGGUGUGAGGAGCAGAGCUGGAGAUGAGCUGGAGCAGAGAUGACCCACAAAGACAGCACUGGGAUUCAUAUUUGUCUGCCCAAAUUAGGCAGUGAGCUUCUAUUUGUGUAGAGGCCCCUAAUUAUGCCUCAUCAGGGCCUGCUCCUAUUUAGGAUGGCUCCUCUGGGCAUGCUGCUCGGCAUGCUGAUGACCUCCUGCUUCACCUUCUGCCUCAGUCAUAAGAACUCGGAGUUUGCCCUGACCAACCCAGAGGAGAGCAGCACCAAAGAAACAGAGAGAAAGGAAACCACAGCAGAGGAGGAGCUGGAUCCCAAGGUCCUGGAGGUGUUUCACCCUACCCAUGAGUGGCAGGCACUUCGGCCAGGUCAUGCUGUUCCUGCAGGAUCCCAUGUGCGGCUGAAUCUCCAGACUGGGGCAAGAGAAGUGAAACUCCAAGAUGAGGACAAGCUUCGAAAUAAUUUGAAAGGGUUGAAAAAAGGCAAAAGGCUGGACAUCAACACCAAUACCUAUUCAUCUCAGGACCUCAAGAGCGCACUGGCAAAAUUCAAGGAGGGGGCAGAUAUGGAGAGUUCAAAGGAAGACAAGGCAAGGCAGGCCAAAGUUAAACAGCUGUUCCGUCCCAUUGAGGAGCUGAAGAAGGACUUUGAGGAGCUGAAUGUUGUCAUUGAGACUGACAUGCAGAUCAUGGCACGACUGAUCGACAAGUUCAAUAGUUCCAACUCCAGCCUGGAAGAGAAGAUUGCGGCACUCUUUGAUCUUGAAUAUUAUGUCCAUCAGAUGGAUAAUGCACAGGACCUGCUUUCCUUCGGUGGCCUUCAAGUGGUGAUCAACGGGCUGAACAGCACAGAACCCCUGCUGAAAGAGUAUGCUGCGUUUGUGCUGGGGGCUGCCUUUUCCAGCAACCCAAAGGUCCAGGUGGAGGCUAUUGAGGGAGGAGCCUUGCAGAAGUUGCUGGUCGUUCUGGCCACGGAGCAGUCUCUCACCGCAAAGAAGAAGGUUCUGUUUGCCCUGUGCUCCUUAUUGCGACACUUCCCCUAUGCCCAGCAGCAGUUCCUGAAGCUGGGGGGGCUGCAGGUGCUGAGGAGUCUGGUCCAGGAGAAGGGCAUGGAGGUGCUGGCUGUGCGUGUGGUCACUCUGCUCUACGACCUGGUCACUGAGAAGAUGUUUGCUGAGGAGGAGGCUGAGCUGAUGCGGGAGACGUCCCCAGAGAAGCUGCAGCAGUACCGCCAGGUGCACCUCCUGCCAGGCCUUCAGGAACAGGGCUGGUGCGAGAUCACUGCCCACCUCCUGGCACUGCCAGAGCACGAUGCCCGCGAAAAGGUGCUACAAGCGCUGGGUGCCCUUCUGGCCACCUGUCGGGACCGCUACCGUCAGGACCUGCAGCUCAACAGGACGCUGGUCACCCUCCAGGCUGAGUACCAGGCACUGGCUGCCCUGGAGCUCCAGGAUGGCGAGGAUGAGGGCUACUUCUGGGAACUCCUGGGCUCUAUCAACAGCUUGCUGAAGGAGCUAAGAUGAGGCUGCCUCUGACACUGGGACUGGACUGGGAUGCUGCUAGUAAGGCUGAGGGGCACCAGCUGGGGUGGGAUCUUCAGGGGAUACCAGCUAGGAGGGAGGACUUCCCCACUGGGGCCUGGGCAUCAUCUGGGCAGUGCUGGCCUGGCCAUUAAAUGGAAGCAUGAAGGCCA
Kogia breviceps (pygmy sperm whale) is the source of this 1887-nucleotide messenger RNA. NCBI's taxonomy places the organism in Eukaryota, Metazoa, Chordata, Mammalia, Artiodactyla, Physeteridae. The record is from RefSeq and is a predicted model, not a curated record.